Messenger RNA from [Torrubiella] hemipterigena, 2946 nucleotides. Lineage: Eukaryota; Fungi; Ascomycota; Sordariomycetes; Hypocreales; Clavicipitaceae. The record is from the annotation of a GenBank genome assembly.
CCAACCAGUUUGCGCGCCACACACACAGUCCAGCUGCUCAAACGUUUCAUGUCUCGCCACACUGUAUCCGACGUCUCACAUUUGGGUCGCCGCCUCGACUAGUGGAGGGUGUCGUCGUAGGCGCUUAGCCAAACGGUGUCGUGGCAGCCCAUUGUUCAGGACGCCUUUGUCUUUCGCAGCGGCUGCACGAGGGGAAAAAGGAAAUCACUUUGCCACAAAGGAAAAAGCAAUGGGCGCUACGGCACCGUCUUGCUGUCUGAUUGGAUGAACCAUAUGCAUUUCCCCUGGCUAGAAGGAAGAACUGGGAAAAAAAAGAAAACUGAGCGGCCGAAAUGCCCAGCGUCCAUCCUCUGCUUGUGCGGCUUUGGCCAGCGCUUGGGGCGAAGGAGGCCCGUCAAUGCAAGUGUUUGAAGUAACAAAACCGCCCCCCCCUCGGCGUGCCCUGAUCCGCGCUGCCUGUUUGUAUUCUAUUUCUGCUCGCUACUGUUUCCGGAGAGCGUCCGUGAUCUCCUACACACGUUCUUUUCACUCGUUUCGUCUCUUUGUCCCUAGUCCUUGCGCUUGCUUUUCGUUCUUCCGUCUCUCAUUUACACCUUUGUUUGCUUCACCUACCGUUCUUUCAACGCAAACCACAAUCGCUACUUCCCAGCCAGCCAGCACGACAAGUAAAAAAUAAAUCCAACAAAUUUACACUCACAGGCAUUUCGCUACUCGACUGAUUUCGACUGUUUGUCGCUUUACCGAUUUUUUUCGACUCGUGGGUUUGCUCGCGUUAUACCAUUGUCAACUCUUAGCAGCCGCCAGCUUUAACUACACGGGCGAUAUUCAUUCGACAGCCGACAUUGUCUAGUUUUGUUUGAUUAGCAGCAGAUUAUGCUAUUUCAUUAAACCGAAGACACUCUCAAACAGCAUAUUCGACGGCAUUGCCAACACAAACACUUUGUGCGACCGGAUAUCGACCCAGCCACCUUAUCAGUAGUAUAAGACACAACAAGCCGUGAGUGCUGGGGGGAACUACGGGCAAACAAAAUGCUGCCAUUUAGUGGUAUUCAGGAUGCAAAGGCGUCGAUUCUCAUGACGCUCCUUUGCAUCCUCGACGCCGCUGCAAUGGCACAGGCUCGCAUUCCCAGCCGGACUAUGGCGGCUGAGGCUGAUCUCGUCCUUGUCGACUAUCCUUUUGCUCCGACACCAGCACCACAACUACCCGAAGAACUCAGACGCCGACAACUCAACACAAUAUGCGGUUACAUAGGAGGUGACCCGAAACUGCCCGCCACCUGCUCGGCAGGAUCACAUUGCGUGGCUGAGAUGAACCGCAACGUCAUUGGCUGUUGCCCUGAUGCUGGGCCAUGCAGCACUGGCGUCUUCACAGCAUGCGUGGAUCGCAACAACCCAACCAAUGGCGCACCCAAUCCUUUAGUAUUUACCUGCUCAGGAAGCAAUGUCUGUUAUAAGAACUCUUUUGCCGGUGGCUUCACACAGUUUGGCUGCGGCUCCGCUUCCAACCUCGCUACUAGCGUGGCUACUGCUGCUUCUGGCCAACCCGCAGUCGUCUUUGGAUCUGUAAGUGGUCUCGCUGCACCAUCCAACACUGCUGCCUCCAGUACGGCUUCAGGCGCAUCGUCUGCUUCCAGUUCUAGCGGUGGCUCUUCUUCAGCUUCCGCUUCUGGCCCGUCCCAGACCCAGCCUAGUGCUAUUAGCACGGGCAAUGCGGCUUCUAGCGCAGCUUCUUCGGGUGCCAGUACACAAACAAGUGCUAGCAGUGCCUCUGGAUCCAACUCCAAGUCCGACUCCAGUUCCAAGACUUCGGGUGCAAGUUCAAACAGCGCGUCAAACACAGCCUCUAGCACUGGUUCGAAGGCGAGUUCAAGCGCUGGCUCUGGUGCUAGCUCUAGUGCCAGCUCUAGCUCUAGCAGCGGUUCAGGUUCGAGUUCCAGCUCAGCAUCCGGCCCUACAUCAACAACCAAUUCGAACCCUGCCACAACAACUUCUCCCUCAGCGACCCUGCCAUCCAUGUCUAUUAUCGUGACGCAGAUAUCUGAGAAUAUCCCUGCAAGCGCGGGAACAACAUCUUCUCGUACUAGUGCUACGGGCAACGCCGCUUCUCAGGCUUUGGAAAAUGAGGGCGAGCCCAAGACAAAUAUGGCAGCCAUUAUCGGUGGUGUAUUGGGUGGUAUAUCAGGCAUUGUUCUUAUUGUUGCCGCCAUCCUCUUCUUCCGCCGCCGCCAAAUGAACAAGGACAAUGAAAGAAGAUCACCCUCUGCGCAAGGUUCGCUUAUCAGCCGCCCAUAUAUGACUGACGGUGCCAAUGGAAGUGGCUUCACUGGCGACGAUGUGUACGGCACAGCGCUGUCUGGUAACCAUAGACCGGCGCCAGCACCGCCCAUGGCUGCAGCACAGGGAGCGGAUAGGUGGCCACUCGCUGCGGCUAAUGCCCGUCCGUCUAGUUCAGUCUAUGAGCCUGGGGGCUACAGUAGGACUGGAUCGAACAUGUACGGCAAUCGAGGUCCAGACUUCUCUCCGGCUCCGGUGACGCGAGAGGUCUUUUCACAAACCGGCCCCGGGCCCAUCAUGGAAACACCGCCGAUACCUAGAAGGAGCGGCAACAAUCCUCUAUGGCAACAAAACAGAUACGAUUACGGGUACUCGGCCCGGCCGUGAAGAGCGCCGCGCGAUACCAAGAUAGACGUUACUAAUGGUGAUGAAUGUAAAAUUACAACUACUACUAGAGAGCGCAGCUCCACGCAGUGAGGUGGUGUGAGAAUUGGCGUUUUGUGAGAGAGAGCAUAGCGUGGGACUUUGAACCCUUGUAUCAUCAAUUCCCUUUUUUUUGUUAAUUUUUAUGGCUGAGGAAGAGGCAAAAGUAUCUUAAUGGCUGACGGGUGGGUGGGCACGCAGCGGUAGAUAGACAGCAAACAGUUUUUAAUAAUUGCAACAUUAAACUAC